AUGUUGCGAUUACUACGAACAAAACCGGCGCAGUUCCGACCUGCCCUUUUCCAACGUUUCCGCAUCAGCAGUACUCGCCCCGAACCAUCACAAAUACAGUUUCAAAGAGUGAAAGUGAGAAGGAAGUGGUUUCGGCCCGCCGCCUUCUUUGGCGCCGCGAUUAUCUACUAUGCUUGCUAUGAGAUUUACACAACAUCGGUUUUUGCCGUGAUAGGGCAAUGGCUAGAGGGGGAGAUUUCUAAAAUGUCGCCCAAGGAACGGAAAAAGCUGGAAAAGGAACUCGAGGAGACCGACCCGGCCAUUUACAUUCCGCUUCCCGGAACCAUCGAGACCGUAGCCUCGCCUCCGUACAAAGGAACGGACCCCGAAUGGAAAGCUUUUGCCAAGUUGAGCAGAGAUCAAAAGAAGAUUGCCAGCAUCAAGGCUACGCUUGCCGAAUUCUCCAAGAAGGCUAUUGAGAACAACCCACAGAUUAGUCUACAAUUCGGCAAAGAGUGGAGGAUCACACGCGCUUGGUUGGAUGUCACAUAUCCCCUAAGGCCGCCACCGACCUUCCAAAGACAAGUGAUAUGCUGGGACGAUGACGGUCUGUCAGUUGUGACUCAGCCAGUCGAUUCCGAUGUCGCGUUCAAGCUGCAACGGACGCUCAUGCCAACUGCCAUGACAUUAUCCAUGUGGAGCUUUAGCACGACCUUGGCUCAACAUCAUUACAGCUCAGUCGCCAGAUACUUUGGAUUCCAGCCGAAAGACGAGCAGGAGCAGAGUGUUCAACAGGUACUUGACAGAAUGAGGCAGCACAUUGUUAAGGGAACACCGCCCAAAGCCUCGGGUAUGACUUCAGAUCCGACUACGCUGAGUCCCAAGCCGGCAGAGUCAAAAGACGAAAAAGCAGUGAGUCCGACAAGGCGGCAGACUGCUGAUGGGUCGCCCACAGAUGACUCAACUACAUCCCAAACGUCGGAAGAUGCGCCGCCGGACAGCUCUCCAGGAAGUAGAUUUCCAGGGGCGGUCAGCCCCUUCUCCAAGUCGCAAGAGACCCCAGAGAAGAGGCCUAGCGCCAAAGAUAUUCACGGCGUCAAAGAAGUCUCAGGACAUACCGUUGGCGCAUGGCAGGCUCUCAGGCAGAAAUGGAAGCAGGUCUGGAAACCUAAGCGUCCUUAUCCGCCACGUGGUUCUGUUCACUUCAAUGGUCUGGUCGAAGUUGCAAGUCCAAAGGCUUCACUUGUCAUAGAUGUUUCAGCGUGGUUUGACCCGAAAACCAAUUCGAUUGACGGCAAGACAUUAUCAUUGGCUUUAAGAGCAAUCAGACCUCGGCAGAUGGCCCCAGCAGCAAGAUGA
Molecule: messenger RNA, 1338 nt
Organism: Pestalotiopsis fici W106-1
Lineage: Eukaryota; Fungi; Ascomycota; Sordariomycetes; Amphisphaeriales; Sporocadaceae
Exons: 2
Coding region: 1-1338 (445 amino acids)
Source: RefSeq, a predicted model, not a curated record